This is a messenger RNA of Etheostoma spectabile (orangethroat darter), 1505 nucleotides long. Its product is annotated as zinc finger protein 836. The transcript is spliced from 2 exons. Bases 109 to 1275 code for a protein of 388 amino acids. Gene Ontology annotation, biological process: regulation of transcription by RNA polymerase II. The record is from RefSeq and is a predicted model, not a curated record. NCBI's taxonomy places the organism in Eukaryota, Metazoa, Chordata, Actinopteri, Perciformes, Percidae. Gene Ontology annotation, molecular function: RNA polymerase II cis-regulatory region sequence-specific DNA binding; DNA-binding transcription factor activity.
UUUUCAUUGUUACUUCCGUAGCUGUAAGCUAAUAACCACAGGAAAUCGACUCUGUGCAAACCCACUUUUUGGAGUCAUUGACGUUCAUAGAAAACAGUUAUCUUUAAAAUGUCUACUCCGCUGCUGCUCCGGGCUUUUGUAAAUGAGCGAAUGAAAGCUGCUGUCGAGGAAAUAUUUCAGGUUUUUGAACAAACCAUCGCAAAAUAUGAAGAAGAAGCUUCCAGCUCACAUCAGGAGAUUGAUCGACUCAGAGGGCUGCUGCUGGAAACGACAAAAACAGACUCUUCUCAGUCAUCCAUCUGUAAAGAAGAAACUCUCCCCGAGGAGCACAACUGUGAGCAGGAGCUGAGCGUCUUUCAGAGGGACCCAGAGCCUCGUAUCAUUAAAGUGGAGCAUCAUGAACUGUGGGCCAAUCAGCAACAAGAAGAAGAACAAGAGUUUAAGGAUGCUGAUGUUUCGUACUUUCCUCAUUCAUCUGUCUGGGAGAAAAACAAGCUGGGGGACACAAGACCGACUUUGCAACCUCAGACUCAAAACAGUGAAAGUGAGGAGCAUUGUCAGGAUGUAACUAAAUCUGUACAGUUCAUUCUACCUCUUGCCCGAACUUCGUCUUCACAAACUGAAAGGAAAAAUGAAAGUGUCCAAGAUGCUAGGGUAAACGAAAGAUGUGCUGCAAGUUUAUCGUCAAACCAGACACAGACGGAACAAAGUCAGCUUUCCUUUAUCACUUCCAUAGAAUCCACUGAGUUACCACAUUUGAAUUCAGUUGCACCUGACUAUUGUUGCUCUUUGUGCGAUAAGUCUUUUUCCUCCAACCACCACCUGAUAAAUCAUGCUUUUCGCAUCCAUUCAAUUGGCGCAGUCCCCUGUGCUGUGUGUGGAAAGACCCUGGAGUCCUCCGAAAGCCUUAACGUGCACCUUAAUACACACAAGGGCUCAAAAUGUUGUGGUGUGUGUGGUAAACAGUGCACCAGCACCACCGCUCUGACAGAACACAUGGCCAGCCACGCCGGGGUCAAACUGCAUCGCUGUCAUGUUUGCGGGAAAGAGUGCAGCCGGAAAGGAGAUUUAAAGAUUCACAUGAGGAUUCAUACGGGCGAGAAGCCCUUCUGCUGCACUCACUGUGAUAAAGGUUUCACCCACAGCGGGCAUCUGAAGAAGCACAUGAGAAGCCACACAGGAGAGAGACCACACCGGUGUGAUAUCUGCGGCAAAGGAUUUCUACAGAAAGCACACCUGAAAUACCACUUAGGGACUCACACUCAGAAAUAUUGACUUUUUCAUCCACUUGGGCCCGUGUUGAUCACAAUGUUAUUUGCUCAGGGCGAGCACUAAUCAAGCUACUCCUUACAGCAAAGCAUAAAGGUAACAUUUAGGAGCAGCUUUCGAGCGAUAAUCAGAGCAGGAUACCCAAUCGGAGACAACAAGUUACCCUACAUCUGCCAUAUUGUUCAUUCAGUUAAAGUCCUUACAUUUUACUGAGAGAUGUUUUUAUAUUUUUAAAU